CCAGAGAGUUUUCUCCCAGGAGAAAGAGGGCUGGAUGUUCUUUCCUGUUCAGGAAAACAACACAGAGUGGGUGGUACGUUGCACUGUCCCCUCUCCCCCAUUGUUACAGACAAAGGGAGAAAGAUGGCUGCUUUAUUGCUGCUGCUGUUCAGCAUUGGAGCCUUGUUCUUUUCCUCUAAUGCACAGGAGGCUUACAAUAAACUCCCUGAAACCUACAGGAAAGGAGUGGAUCUGGCCCUGGAGAAACUCAGCUCGCAUGAUGGAAUCCAGCACCAUUUUCUCUUCCUCAGAAGUAUUACAAAGUCAGACAUUGAGUCUGGUUUUGAUGUGAGCUACAUCUACCACCACUUCUACCUUAAAGCCACCAAGUGUCAAAAGGGAACGGUUGACUCCACAGCGUGUCAGUUCAGAAACGACAGACCGCUGAUAGACUGUGCAGUCUGUUACAAAACAUUUGGAGGAGAAAUUGAACAGGAGCCCAAACCGUAUGUUCACUGUGUCCACAAACCGGCCCUUACAGAGGAGAUGAAGGCGGGCAGAGUAGAGCACUGCAAUACAAUGGGUUACAGUAGUGGAUCCCUAACUCUUCUGCAAUCAACAGGAACAAAGUGAAUACUUGGAUGAUUCAUUUACUAUCUACUUUUGAAGCUAUUUUUUAAACUAAAAGCAGAUUACUACAUUGUUGUUAAUGUUCACACAACCUCAUAAGUAUUCUCUCUGUAGUACGAUAAUUUUUGAAUACAUUUUAGCAAGAUUUUAGAGUCUGCAAUUUAUGCAAAUAUGUUAGAAUGUUGACUUUGUUUAACAAAAUAAUCAAUAAAGUUUAAUUUGUUAACAAUCAAAA
Molecule: messenger RNA, 844 nt
Organism: Siniperca chuatsi (mandarin fish)
Lineage: Eukaryota; Metazoa; Chordata; Actinopteri; Centrarchiformes; Sinipercidae
Exons: 4
Biological process (GO): inflammatory response; regulation of lipid catabolic process
Molecular function (GO): signaling receptor binding
Source: RefSeq, a predicted model, not a curated record